GAAAUUUCCCCCAAAUCCCGACGCGACAGCCAAACCCUAGCCACCGUCGCCGGCCACGGCGAGCCGCUCCGUCGCCAUGGCGUCCCCGGAGGGCGCCAACUGGGUCUUCGACUGCCCCCUCAUGGACGACCUUGCUGCCGCCGACUUCACCGCGCCGCCCGCAGGAGGCUUCUACUGGACCCCGCCGAUGCAGCCGCAGAUGCACACCCAGGCCCCGGCCGUCUCCGCCACCCCGGCUCCCAACCACUGUGCCGAAAUCAAUAGCCCUAUUUCUGUGGACUGGGACCAUGCCAAAGGACAGCCAACAAAUAAACGUCCUAGGUCAGAAUCUGGUGCUCAACCCAGCUCCAAAGCAUGCAGGGAGAAAGCGAGAAGGGACAAGCUAAACGAGAGAUUCUUGGAAUUGGGUGCUGUCUUGGAUCCAGGGAAAACACCUAAAAUCGACAAGUGUGCUAUAUUGAAUGAUGCUAUUCGUGCGGUGACUGAGCUACGUAGUGAAGCAGAGAAGCUGAAGGAUUCAAACGAGUCUCUCCAAGAGAAGAUCAAAGAGCUGAAGGCUGAGAAGAACGAGCUGCGGGAUGAGAAGCAAAAGCUGAAGGCAGAGAAAGAGAGCCUGGAGCAGCAGAUCAAGUUCAUGAAUGCCCGUCAGAGCCUCGUACCACACCUACCGCACCCUUCGGUUAUCCCGGCGGCUGCAUUUGCUGCUCCCCAAGGGCAAGUGGCAGGGCAGAAGCUGAUGAUGCCUGUCAUUGGCUACCAUGGAUUUCCCAUGUGGCAAUUCAUGCCACCUUCUGAUGUUGAUACCUCCGAUGAUCCCAAGUCGUGCCCUCCUGUUGCAUAAGCCAGCUAAUACCAUUUGCCUCAUCUAUCUUGUGGGGAAGGGGGCGAAACUGCCUUCCAUUCAGGUCUAUUUUGGUCGUCAGUGUUACUAUGUAGUUAAACCCAGAACAGAACUCAAGCCUCUUCGUUGCAUCGUUUGGUGGCAUGUCAUCUUGCGACACCGUUGUACAUCCUUAGUAUAGUAAAUAAAUACCACCUGUUGAAUGAAAUGGUCAUCAGAUGUUGCAGAAUUAUUGUC
This is a messenger RNA of Lolium rigidum, 1078 nucleotides long. Its product is annotated as transcription factor ILR3-like. The coding region runs from base 77 to 841 and encodes 254 amino acids. Gene Ontology annotation, biological process: regulation of DNA-templated transcription; intracellular iron ion homeostasis. Lineage: Eukaryota; Viridiplantae; Streptophyta; Magnoliopsida; Poales; Poaceae. The record is from RefSeq and is a predicted model, not a curated record. Gene Ontology annotation, molecular function: DNA-binding transcription factor activity; protein dimerization activity. The transcript is spliced from 5 exons.